CGCCGCUUCUUCCUGGAGAAGAAGGUGCUCAGAGGGACGACCGAGGUGCCGGAUGUGAAGAAAAGCGGGGGCGUGGAGACUCGGAGCCCGAGGACGCGUUUCCAUUGGUGACAUCUUGGCGGGCCCGUCGGUGGCACUUCCUCCUUUACACCCCGUGACCCACGUCCGGCUCGCCGCCCUCUCAGUCACGCGGCCUCUGCCUCCGGGACGCAGCCCCGCGCUCCGGCCUUCCGGACAACAGGCCCCGGACCCGCCGUGGUGAGCCGCCGCGAGCGGACGACCCCCGCCCGCACUCCCCCACCCUCCGCGGGUCCCAGGAACUCUUCCCUACCUUCUCCCGCACUGGCGCCUCCCCCACCCCAGGAACUCAUUCUUUCCCCGUCGCUGCCCCGGGAACUCCCCUCCCCCCAACCCCGCUGCCCCAGGAAGUCCCCCAGACCCGACCCGACCCGAGAGCUCCGCCCCCAGUCCGAGGAGCCGCCCGCCCCCCGCCGGCCCCGGGAACUCUUCAGCGCCGCCCCUUUGAAGCCCCUCUGACUCGGGAGCUCCGCCUCCCCUUCCCCCGCGGUUCCGGGAAGCCCGGCCGGAGAACUCUUCCUCACCUCGCCGCCAGUACUUCCCGCCUUCCUCCACGGCCUGAAAACUCUUCCUUCUGCCGCCCCAGAGCCUGGCUUCCGGGACCGAUACCGCGCUUCCCGCCGAAAUCGCUCAGACGCGCCCCUGGCGGCCCGCGGCCGCGAGCUUGAGACUGCACUUUGAAGCCGAGUUGGAAGCGUUUGCCCACAGCCGGUUGAGUUUCAAUUUCAGGUUAAUAACAAAAGGAGAUGCACCUGGCCUUUCCCCGGAAUCCUCUGCGUUCUUAAGCGUCGGGUGGAGUUGGGGGUCCUUUGGCUGUAAACUUGCUUGAUGAAAAUAGAAGUCGUUCCUGCUCCCUUCAGUGCUCCAGCUCUGGCAUUUCCCGAGGAAGGGACCCCGGAACCCACCCCAGCCCGGGAACCACUGCCUCUGCUCACUCUGGGAGUGCUGGGGCACCGAGGCAAGACGGCCUUAUCGCUCUUUUUUAGGACAGUUCGUUGCCUACCUGGAGUGUCUUCGACUGUGGGCAUCCCCCGCUGUUCUUUAAGCCACAAAAAGCUGCACCCAAGCUUGUUUGACGUCUGCCCUGUCAAGUGUCCAUGAUGUUGGGCCCCGAGGGAGGUGAAGGCUUUGUAGUCAAGCUCCGUGGCCUGCCCUGGUCCUGCUCUAUUGAGGAUGUGCAGAAUUUCCUCUCCGACUGCACAAUUCAUGAUGGGGUCGCAGGCGUUCAUUUUAUCUACACUAGAGAAGGCAGGCAGAGUGGUGAGGCUUUUGUUGAACUUGAAUCAGAAGAUGAUGUAAAAAUGGCCCUUAAAAAAGACAGGGAAAGCAUGGGACAUCGGUACAUUGAGGUGUUCAAGUCCCACAGAACCGAGAUGGAUUGGGUGUUGAAGCACAGUGGUCCAAACAGUGCUGACACUGCCAAUGAUGGUUUCGUGCGACUUCGAGGACUCCCGUUUGGAUGCACCAAGGAAGAAAUCGUUCAGUUCUUCUCAGGGUUGGAAAUCGUGCCAAACGGGAUCACAUUGCCUGUGGACCCCGAGGGCAAGAUUACAGGGGAAGCCUUUGUGCAGUUUGCCUCACAGGAGUUAGCUGAGAAGGCUCUAGGGAAGCACAAGGAGAGAAUAGGGCACAGGUAUAUUGAGGUGUUCAAGAGCAGUCAGGAAGAAGUUAGGUCAUACUCGGAUCCCCCUCUGAAGUUCAUGUCAGUGCAGCGGCCGGGGCCUUAUGACCGCCCUGGCACAGCCAGGAGGUAUAUCGGCAUUGUCAAGCAAGCGGGCCUGGAGAGGAUGAGGUCUGGUGCCUACAGUGCAGGCUAUGGGGGCUAUGAGGAGUACAGUGGCCUCAGUGAUGGCUAUGGCUUCACCACCGACCUAUUUGGAAGAGACCUCAGUUACUGUCUCUCUGGGAUGUACGACCACAGGUAUGGAGAUGGCGAGUUCACUGUCCAGAGCACCACUGGACACUGCGUCCACAUGAGGGGGCUGCCGUACAAAGCCACGGAGAACGACAUUUACAACUUCUUCUCUCCACUCAACCCGGUGAGAGUCCAUAUUGAGAUUGGCCCUGAUGGAAGAGUGACCGGCGAGGCUGAUGUUGAGUUUGCCACUCACGAAGAAGCCGUGGCAGCCAUGUCCAAAGACAGGGCCAACAUGCAGCACAGAUACAUAGAACUUUUCUUGAAUUCCACAACAGGGUCCAGCAACGGGGCAUAUAGCAGCCAGAUGAUGCAAGGCAUGGGGGUGUCAACCCAGUCCACUUACAGUGGCCUUGAGAGCCAGUCCGUGAGUGGCUGUUAUGGGGCUGGCUAUGGUGGCCAGAACAGCAUGGGUGGAUAUGACUAGUUUUGUAGUAGCUUUUGAGUUAUUUCAAUCAAAUUUUCACAGGCAGCCAACAAGCAGUGAAAAGCAGUUAUUACUCUAGAGGAAGCUGUGGGACCCAUUUUGCACCAUGAGUUUGUGAAAUCUGGAUUAAAAAAAUUACCUCUUCAGUGUUUUCUCAUGCAAACUUUCUUCUAGCAUGUGAUAUUGAGUAAACUAAAACUAUUUUCAGCUUUUCUCAAUUAACAUUUUGGUAGUGUACUUCUGGAGUGAUGUUAUCUGAGUUAAACUAGUUUUAAGUAUGUUAAAUGUGGAUCUUUUACACCACAUCAUCGUGAACACAUUGGGGAGGCUUGCUUUUUUCGAAAACUCAAGGUGCUAGAUCCCUAAUUCAAAGAGGAACAUUUCUCAUGUUUGUUCAUUCUAGUUUGUUUUCAUUUAAAAUCUUUUAGGUUAAGUUUAAGCUUUUUAAAAGUUAGUUUUGAAAAUUGAGACACAUUACUAAUACUGUAGGAAUUGGUGAGGCCUUGACUUAAAACUUUCUUUGUACUGUGAUUUCCUUUCGGGUGUAUUUUGCUAAGUGAAACUUGUUAAAUUUUUUGUUAACUAAAUUUUUUUCUUAAAAUAAAAAGACUUUUUCACAA
This is a messenger RNA of Hippopotamus amphibius kiboko, 3040 nucleotides long. It is a transcript of the gene HNRNPF, whose product is annotated as heterogeneous nuclear ribonucleoprotein F. Gene Ontology annotation, biological process: regulation of RNA splicing. The coding region runs from base 1176 to 2420 and encodes 414 amino acids. The record is from RefSeq and is a predicted model, not a curated record. Lineage: Eukaryota; Metazoa; Chordata; Mammalia; Artiodactyla; Hippopotamidae. Gene Ontology annotation, cellular component: nucleoplasm; ribonucleoprotein complex. The transcript has 6 exons. Gene Ontology annotation, molecular function: RNA binding.